Messenger RNA from Guillardia theta CCMP2712, 1089 nucleotides. RefSeq lists its product as hypothetical. The transcript has 4 exons. The record is from RefSeq and is a predicted model, not a curated record. The coding region runs from base 1 to 1089 and encodes 362 amino acids. NCBI's taxonomy places the organism in Eukaryota, Cryptophyceae, Pyrenomonadales, Geminigeraceae.
AUGAUGAAAGUGUGGACUUGUGGAUGCCUCUGUCCUCGAACUUGCGCUGAUCUCGUCGAGAGGGUGAAGAGCUUCGCGAAGCGUUAUCCGAACAGCAGGACAGCCCAGGCUUGCAAGGCUGUGGAGGGAUGCACCCCCGACGCUAUCGCAGAAGCCAUCCGCUCGACAUGUCAGCAGGCACGACGUGAGCUUCUGCAAGAAGCAAUGACUGGAUGGAGUGACGCAUCCAGAGAGUGGUUUAUGCAGCAGAUUGAAGAAGCCAAGAAGGAGAAGGUCGAGACAUACACCGCCUCAGCAGGCAACGAGACCCGAGACUCGAUAGCGAGUGCUGAGGAGAUCCCGGGAAGAGAGGACUUCGCGGUCGAUGGUCGCAAGUUCACAGCUGUACAUGUCACAGUGAGCAUCGUGCACGAUCGAUCUUUCCAGAUUCGAGCCAAGAGAGGACCCUGGGGCAAAGGGGGCAGCUUGGCAGAGCUGACCCACCUGCUAACCUUGGGCGGCAUGACAACAGCAGAGAUAGCUGCCGUCUAUCGCUAUCAGCUGCUGCGCCAGUCCCUUGCAGCGGUCCAACUCCAGCCGCUGGCAGGCAUGCUGGUCGCUGGGGCGCCAGGCCAGCAAGUCCACAAAGGCUUAGGUCAGAAAGGCUUCAUCGCUGUAGGGGCCAACGUCAUCUGGAGACAGAGGGAGGUGGAGUGGAUCGUCUCCUCGAGCUGCCCAGAGGCGAAUGAUACAGCAUUUCGAGCUUUCCGAGAGAGCGAAGCGAUGGAGGGAAAGAAGGCAGGCGGCAAGGACGGCAAGGAGAUCAAGAUCAUCAUCAAGUCGCCGACGGCGGCAUCUGGUCGCUUCACGAGGAAGGAGAUGGAGGGGCUGUGCAACGGCGGCAACACGUCCAUCGCAAGAGUCAAGAGAGUCUUGUUGGAGAUCGCUAACAGGCUCGAGAUCAAAGUUGAAGGCAUCGACAUGGAGGAGGAUUUGAACACCAAGUCCUGGAACGGGUCCUGGCAAGCUAUGCAUCCUCCUCGGCUCCACGGAGGAUGCUCGAUGCAUGAUGAAGGAGCUGCCCUUCUAUCUCGAAGGCGCAGCAACUAA